Molecule: messenger RNA, 1571 nt
Organism: Pelmatolapia mariae (spotted tilapia)
Lineage: Eukaryota; Metazoa; Chordata; Actinopteri; Cichliformes; Cichlidae
Product: GTPase IMAP family member 7-like
Exons: 2
Coding region: 196-1275 (359 amino acids)
Molecular function (GO): GTP binding
Source: RefSeq, a predicted model, not a curated record
GUGGCAGUGUGCAAGCAGCGCCUCUCUGCUCCACCACAGAUUGCAGCUGCACUGAAGCACUUUGCGGUCAAUUGAUCUAGAAACACGAGCGUAUCUCAGACAAAGCAAGUGUCUCUCUCUCUCCAGGAUUUCAGCAUUUUUUUAAAAAUCAUUUUCAGAAAAUACUGAAGGCUUCACUACAGUUUCUCCAUCAGGAUGUCGUCAUCUGAAAGUGCUGCGUCACAUGAAGUCAGUGAAGCAUCAGCCCCCACAUCAGAGGCUGAAUCUCUGAGGAUUGUUCUGCUGGGCCGGACCGGGACAGGCAGAAGCUCCUCUGGCAACACCAUCCUGGGAAGGUCUACGUUCCUGGUGGACGUGUCCCCCUGUUCUGUAACCACACGAUGCAAGAAACAGAGCGGGAUAGUGGGAAGGCGGAGUAUCUCCGUCAUUGACACUCCAGGGCUCUUCCACACACACCUGUCUUCUCAGGAGGUUAUGGCAGAGGUGGGACAGUGUGUUGGAUUGUCUUCUCCGGGACCCCACGCCUUCUUGGUGACACUGCAGCUUGGCAGGUUCACCCAUGAGGAGAGGGAGGCCUUUGAGUGGAUCAAAGCUAGAUUUGGGCCUGGAGUAAUGAGGUUUACGAUGGUGCUGUUCACCUGUGGUGACCAGCUGAAGGGGAAACGCAUCGAGGAGUUUCUAGAGGAGAGCCAGGAGCUGUCAGAGUUUGUCGGCAGCUGCCAUGGAGGAUAUCACGUCUUUGAUAACAGCAGGCAGGAGGAAACAGAUGAAUGCUCACAACAAGUCAUGCAACUUUUGGAGAAGGUGGACCAAAUUGUGGCUAAGAAUGGAGGCGGUUGCUAUGGCGAUGAGAUCCUGAAGGAGGCUGAAGGUGCCAUAAGGGAGGCACAUGAGAGGAUUCUGGGUGAAGCUGGGCACGUGGUGGAGUCUAUUCAGACAGAGGCUGAGGUCACAGAGGGGCGGCUGCCAAGACUGGAAAAGAAGUGGGAGGAUGAAGAGAGGAGAAGGGAGGAAGAGGAGGCCCGGAAGAGAGCGGAGAGGCUUUUCUGGUGCGAGCUGGUGACCGCCCUGGGGAAAGGUGCCGCGGAGGGGGCAGGGAUCAUGGGAAAGGACAAGGGGAAAGGGAAAGCUGUGAAAAAGGCGAAGGUGGUGGAGAAAGUGGCAGCUCUGGCUGCGUCUCCGCUCUCUGUCAGGUCGGCUGCGAAAGCAGUGGGAGGGGCCGUGAGAGAAGGAAGCAAGGUGCUAUACAAACACAGAAAAACUUUACUGCGCUGAAAGGUAAAUCAAAGAGACAGGACACAAUGAAGCCUGCGUGGUGAGGACAAGUCACUUGAUGUAAGGCCAGCUGGACUUCUUUAGGUUUUGAAGACGUUUCGCUUCUCAUCCAAGAUGCUUCUCUAGAGAAGGGGUCAAAUCCCUACUAGGGGUUUAUAACCUGAGACCUGCUCUAGGAAUGAAAAAGCCUCCUGGAUAAGAGGUGAAACAUCUUCAAAGACCUAAAAAAGCCCAGCUGCCAUUUUCUCAAGCUCCCAAGACCACCAUGACCUGGAUGAAUGAGAACCUACACAGAU